AUGCAGCCUGCACUAGCUCCAGCGCCGCAUCCAAGCAUGCAAACAUCUGCUCAGGACCAUGCUGACCAAGUGCUCCACGAUUCGCUGCUAGCAGCGUCUGCGCACCAGCACUUGUCGCAGCACCCGCAACAACCCCGCCCGCAACAGCCGGCAGCACAACCUCACCACCUACAACCCAAUACCACCAGCCCGCGAGACCAGAACAACAUUGAUCCUGCUAUCUCCGGAGCUGCAAUGCUUCCACCCCCAACCCAGCAGACCCCACCGGGAACUGAACCGCCUGGUGAUGACGAGUCGCCAAAAACCUAUGGGAAACGACCGCUAUCUACCUCGAAGCGCGCGGCUCAAAACCGUGCCGCACAAAGAGCUUUCCGUCAGCGCAAAGAGAGCUACAUCCGAAAGUUGGAGGAGCAGGUGAAGGAGUAUGAGGUCAUGUCGCAGGAGUUCAAAGCUUUGCAGUCUGAAAAUUACCAACUUCGUGAAUAUAUCAUCAACCUACAGUCUCGGCUGCUAGAUUCGCACGGCGAAGUUCCCGAGCUACCAGGAAACAUCGAUCUCAGCCAACCCCGGGCCGAAAUUUCUGUCCCACAGCCGGUUCCAAGGCCUACUCAAGGUGGCCAAGCUCCUCAACAAGGCUCCCCACAGUCUCAAGUGUCUAUCGCUAAUGAUGACAUGAAUUCAUUGAACCGCAUAGCCGAAGCAGGACUUGGGAUGCGUAAGCACCCCAACGAAGAAGCAUUCCUGAACAACAACUUCCAGCCUCGGCGUGGACGAGGAGAUGAGGGGCAAGACUCGUCGGAGCCGACCAAGACGGAGGGCCAGUCCCACGGGUUGCCGCUCGUAUCAUGA
Messenger RNA from Aspergillus puulaauensis, 849 nucleotides. RefSeq lists its product as uncharacterized. The coding region runs from base 1 to 849 and encodes 282 amino acids. The transcript is spliced from 4 exons. Gene Ontology annotation, molecular function: transcription cis-regulatory region binding; DNA-binding transcription activator activity, RNA polymerase II-specific. The record is from RefSeq and is a predicted model, not a curated record. NCBI's taxonomy places the organism in Eukaryota, Fungi, Ascomycota, Eurotiomycetes, Eurotiales, Aspergillaceae. Gene Ontology annotation, cellular component: RNA polymerase II transcription regulator complex.